ACCGUGGCUUCGGUGCACGACCGAGUGCACGUGUUCAUAUCGAGCGAGUCAAGCAGUAACACACACGCGACGAGCAGUAAUAAUUUAUCACAAUGUUUAUCUCAAUCAAUUUUCGUGCAAUUUGAAUAAAUAAAAGUGUAUCCAAGUAAAACUCCAUACAAAAUAAUAGCAAAUUCGAGAAUUCGAAUAUAAAACGUUUUGCCGGAAUACGACGGCAAUAAACAAGAAUAAGUAUUUGAUAUUUUGUUGUCACUACAAAAUGGAAAAAAAUCAUCGACUGUUUUUGAGAAACUUGUCGACUGAUGUUGAUAAAGAUUAUUUGGAGAAACUGUUCGGAGAGUAUGGGACAGUUACAAAUGUCGAUAUAAAAGAGAAAACUCAGAACGAUGGAAAAAAAAUUGGGUUUCUCAAUAUUACAACAACAGACAGGAACUUGAACGCGUGUUUCAGAGCAGCUAAUAAUAAAACGUCGGAAGGUUGGAGCAUUGACGUACAAGUAGCCAAAGAAAGUUAUUUGGAUCGUCUGAAGCGAGAAAGGGAAGAAGCAGCCAAAGGAGCGAAUAAUGCUUCCAGUCCAAAAUUUGGUACAAACAUUGACCACGGAGGCUGUGCCGGAAAUCAGGCCACGCAUGAAAUAGAUAUCAAAUUAUCCACCGGCAUAAAAAGUAAAGGUACAAAGAGAAAGUUUGAUUUCGAGGAUACAGAAUGGGCUGAGUCUCCGGUCACGGAAUCCACGAGUUUACCACAUUUUUUGGAGGAUCCUGCCCUGAGUACGGAGCCUGUCUCAAAUAAAAGACCGUUAACGAGUUUGCGAAAUAUCGCAGAACCUCCCUCCAAAGCGUUGCGACAACCAAAAAUACAAGAAAAUAAAGUUGUCCCUCAAUCAGAAAUAAAACGACAAGCUUCGGUCAAAGAGAAAAGGCAGACUUUCAAAUUGCACGAAAAAUUGAUAAGUCAAGCUCUAAAGGACGUGGACAGCAUCCGUAGAAAUAAAAAAGUCGUUUUUUCGGAGGACAUUGAUUCUACCGUUGACCAUGAAAAAGGAACGAGCAGUCCCAUGGCUGGACGCCGUGUGUCUCUCUUCCACGAUGAUGAAAACUCGGACGAUCAGGAAGACUGGAACAUGGAUAAAUUUCAGCACGACGAAAAACGCAAUGCCAAGUUAAAAAUGUCUUUGAGCAAUCCAAAUGGAGACGCACGCUUCGUUAUCGACGAGCGGUUUCUCGAUCAUGAGGAAGCAGAGGAAACAGAAGAAGAGAGAACCCAGAGCGAUCCGAUGGCGGCAGAAGUUGAGAACGAGAAGAAAUGGCAAUUGAACAUACUGGAAAAUGUGUUGGGAAAGCCGUUUAAAACAAGGGACGAGAAAAUUCCAGGAAAAAAACAAAACAAAAUGAUUCGUUACGAUCCAACCUCGAGUUGUCACCAGGAUCACGAAUUGGUCAUGGAAAAGCCUGUCUCGAAAGCAAAAAAAAUUAAAUCAACUAACGUUGUCGCUCAAGCAGAAGAAACGCCGAUUCCCAUUUCCAGCGAAGUAUUUUACGAGGUUUCGGAAAAUCUAACCGAGGCCCUCAACACCCAAGAAGAAUUCAGUCUCUUGAAAUCAUUUGGGACUGCGCCGAACAACGAUAAAAACAGUAAAGAUGAAUAUGCAACGCAAAAGAAAUCGGAGCAAAAUGGAGUGAAAAAUUCUUUCGUGCACGAUUCAUCGUCUGACGAAGACGAACCCCCGGUUCCGAUAACGUCGGUGGAUCAGCUCACCUGUGAACCAAAAGACCGAACGAAUGACAUCAGCGAUACUUUUUUCUUUGUCGCCGACGACCAACGCUUUCGCGAGGCCGAGGAAUUUUUCAACACAAGACCCUCCAUGGAAGAUGACUUUGCAAAAGUCAGACGUCAACUUAAACAAAUAGUGAGAUCAAAAAUUCGCAAUAACGUUAAGAAAAAUAAUCCUUGGAGGAACACGAAAGUUUCCAAACAGCCUAAAAUUCGAUAAUAUCUCCGAAUCUCUUCCGUACCUUCAACGACAUGGAACCAAUCGGUAUCUCGCAUACUGUUAGUGCGGAAGAGUUAAAUUCUCCGACACUAUUCGGCCCAUUACAAAAAGGCCGUUUCAGCGGAUUUUCUCCCAUCGUCUCGCGUCCGCUGACAAAGCUUUUUCGUGAUCGAUCGAACCGUGACGAAAAAUUUCAAUUUCGACAAUCCGAGGUGAGGCUGGACGAUUGGUCCAUACCAUACCCUCGAAACUACGAAACGACUUGUUUUAACUAUCUAGAAAAAUAAUACCAUGGAACGUUUCAUCGAUUUUUUCUUUCACCAAACCCACCACUCGAGUCCGAUCCAAUAUGAUUAAAUCGCGUUAUCUCCAAAAUCUAAACUAGAAAAAGCAUCGAAUUAAGUCAUGCACGAAACGAUUUUCUUAAGUAUUGAAAUUUAGACAGAGUUUAAAAUAAUCAAAUUUAUUUAAAGGGCUCGUCUUAUUGGUUAUUGAGAUAAACGUGUUUAAAUAUGCAGAAAAAUACACCGAGUUAUACAGACAA
Molecule: messenger RNA, 2537 nt
Organism: Venturia canescens
Lineage: Eukaryota; Metazoa; Arthropoda; Insecta; Hymenoptera; Ichneumonidae
Product: probable RNA-binding protein CG14230
Exons: 6
Coding region: 260-1993 (577 amino acids)
Molecular function (GO): RNA binding
Source: RefSeq, a predicted model, not a curated record